This is a messenger RNA of Coregonus clupeaformis (lake whitefish), 1292 nucleotides long. RefSeq names its product CD209 antigen-like protein E. The transcript is spliced from 9 exons. The record is from RefSeq and is a predicted model, not a curated record. Bases 7 to 1023 code for a protein of 338 amino acids. Lineage: Eukaryota; Metazoa; Chordata; Actinopteri; Salmoniformes; Salmonidae.
GUAGUGAUGAUGUCUGGUGAAAUCGUCUACUCCGAUGUUACAUUCACUCGGCAUCAGAACCAAGAUGCUGGAGCAGAAAGUGAAGUUUCUAAAGGAGUAGCCGAACGUGAAGAGGAUGUCACAUACUCUGAGGUCAGAAGACCAGGAGGUAGAGCUAGAGAGCAGGAGGAUCCUGGGAAAGGAAGUGACCCUGACACUAGUGACCCCUCUCCCCCAGUGGGGUCAAAGGCUGCAAUCCCGGAGGGAGGGUCUGGGAGUGUUCCCGUGGUGACCCUGGCGUGUCUCUGUGUUCUACUGCUGGGUCUGGCUAUCACUCUGGGAGUCCUCUAUUCUUCCAACAUGACUAGUCUUCAAGCUGAGGAGGCUCGCUUUGCCCAGAUGAAAGAGAAUCUAACAGGGAAACUGCAUGAACUGCAAGACAACUAUAAGAGACUGCAGAAUGAGAGCCACAACAUAACAGUCCAGAGAGAGCUGUUAUUCUCAGAGCUUCAAGACUGUAAGGCCAACCUGACUAGGGUCAAAGAUCUCCUGGCAACCAUCCAAGGGAGUCAGAAUAGAUGUAAUACCAGUCAGCCGUGUUCUCCUGGCUGGGAGUUCUACAAUGGAUCAUGUUACUACUUCUCUAAAGACAAACUGACCUGGGAACAGAGUCAGUACGCCUGCAUCCACGAUGGAGGACACCUGGUCAUCAUAGAGAGUCAGCAGGAGCAGGAGUUUAUAAAACAGAGAGUGGUAACACUGGGAAUUGAUCCUUAUGAACACAGCCCCUGGAUAGGACUGACAGAUGAGAAGCAAGAGAAUGUGUGGGUCUGGAUGGACAAUACAACUCUUAAUGAGAACAUCAAGUACUGGGACUCCAACGAACCAAAUAACUGUGGGCCUAAAGGUGAAAUAGAAAACUGUGUCAGAAUUGGUCAACACUGUCACAGAAAAAAAAAUUGUUGGUUUGACUUUCCAUGUGCCGAAUCAUCUAAGAGAAUCUGUGAGAGUCGUUCAGUCUGUGAAAGUCAGGCCAUAGUAUAAAAAAAUGUAGUGUAUUGAACCAACACAAGGCAACACAUUGUUGGGUAGUAUAUAGGACCAGUUUUCCAAACGCAGAUUAAACCUACACUCAUAGAAAAAGGGUUCCAAAAGGGUUCUUCGGCUGUCCCCAUAGGAGAACCCUUUUUGGUUCCAGGUAGAGCCCUUUUUGGCUCCAUGUAGAUGUAGAUCUCUCUGUUGAAAGGGUUUUACAUUUAACCCAAAAGGGUUCUACCUGGAACCAAAAAGGCUUCUUCAAAGGGUUCUCCUAU